Messenger RNA from Prunus armeniaca (apricot), 342 nucleotides. NCBI's taxonomy places the organism in Eukaryota, Viridiplantae, Streptophyta, Magnoliopsida, Rosales, Rosaceae. The record is from the annotation of a GenBank genome assembly.
AUGGCUAGUUUUAGUUUCAGUUUGAAGUCGUUAACCCUUUUCGCUUUGCUUGUUUCAAGUGUUGUCCUGUCCGAAAGCCGGGUGGCAAGAAAGGACCUGGGGAUAGACCUUGGUGGGAUUGGGGUUGGAUUGGGAGCUGGAGUAGGGAUUGGGCUCGGUGGGAGUGGAGCUGGCUCGGGUGCUGGAUCGGGGUCAGGUUCGGGGUCCGGGUCUAGCUCUAGCUCCAGCUCUAGCUCAAGCUCAUCUUCUUCGUCGGGAUCCAAUGGAUCGGGCUCUUCCGAAGCAGGUUCGUCUGCUGGGUCUAGGGCUGGGUCAGGCUCAAGAAACCGAGGGCGUGGAUAA